Cygnus olor (mute swan) is the source of this 6129-nucleotide messenger RNA. It is a transcript of the gene PIP5K1C, whose product is annotated as phosphatidylinositol-4-phosphate 5-kinase type 1 gamma. The transcript has 19 exons. Lineage: Eukaryota; Metazoa; Chordata; Aves; Anseriformes; Anatidae. Bases 86 to 2128 code for a protein of 680 amino acids. Gene Ontology annotation, molecular function: phosphatidylinositol kinase activity. Gene Ontology annotation, biological process: phosphatidylinositol metabolic process. The record is from RefSeq and is a predicted model, not a curated record.
GGCGGAGGGGGGCGCGGGCCCGGCCUGCCCCUGCCCUGCCCCGGGCCUGCCCUGCCCUGCCCUGCCCGCGCCCUCGGCGGCCGCCAUGGAGCUGGAGAUGCCCGAGGAGGCGGAGGGCUCGGCCGCGGCGGGGGCCGGUGCCGGCGCCAUCACCCCGGAGGGCAGCGCGGGGGGCCCGGACGCGGCAGGAGGUCUGGCACCAAAGAAAGCAGCCAUCACUGAGGGACCAUCGCUUCCAGGGCAGCCUGGCCAAGGAAAGAAGAUAGGUCAUCGAGGCGUUGAUGCUUCUGGUGAAACCACUUACAAAAAGACCACUUCAUCCACUCUGAAGGGGGCCAUCCAGCUAGGGAUUGGAUAUACUGUCGGCAAUCUGAGCUCCAAGCCGGAGAGAGAUGUCCUGAUGCAGGACUUCUACGUGGUGGAGAGCAUUUUUUUCCCAAGUGAAGGAAGUAAUCUUACCCCGGCUCACCAUUACGCUGACUUCAGGUUCAAAACCUAUGCACCAGUGGCUUUUCGGUACUUCCGAGAACUCUUUGGGAUUCGUCCAGAUGAUUAUUUGUAUUCAUUAUGUAACGAGCCUCUGAUAGAGCUGUCAAACCCUGGUGCCAGUGGCUCUCUCUUCUAUGUCACCAGCGAUGAUGAAUUCAUCAUAAAAACUGUGAUGCACAAGGAAGCUGAAUUCCUCCAGAAGCUCCUUCCUGGCUACUACAUGAACCUGAACCAGAAUCCACGGACGCUGCUGCCAAAGUUUUAUGGACUGUACUGUGUGCAAUCAGGGGGCAAAAAUAUCCGCGUGGUUGUGAUGAACAACAUUCUGCCUCGUGUGGUGAAAAUGCACCUGAAAUUUGACCUGAAAGGCUCAACCUAUAAGCGCCGGGCAUCCAAGAAGGAAAAAGAAAAGUCCAGCCCCACAUACAAAGACCUAGACUUCAUACAAGACAUGCCCGAGGGCCUGAUGUUGGAUGCAGACACCUUCAGUGCAUUGGUGAAGACAUUGCAGCGAGACUGUCUGGUGUUGGAAAGUUUUAAAAUCAUGGACUACAGCCUCCUGCUCGGGGUUCAUAACAUAGACCAACAAGAACGGGAGCGGCAGUCCGAGGGAGCCCACAGCACGUCGGAUGAGAAGCGCCCCGUGGGGCAGAAGGCACUUUACUCCACGGCCAUGGAGUCCAUCCAGGGGGGGGCUGCCCGGGGGGAGUCCAUAGACACAGACGACACGAUGGGAGGAAUCCCAGCAGUGAAUGGCAAAGGAGAGCGUCUCCUGCUCCACGUAGGAAUAAUAGAUAUUCUUCAGUCAUACAGGUUCAUCAAGAAGCUGGAACAUACCUGGAAGGCCCUUGUCCAUGAUGGGGACACAGUGUCAGUACACAGACCCAGCUUUUAUGCAGAGAGAUUCUUCAAAUUCAUGACCAACACGGUGUUUCGAAAAAAUUCCUCUCUGAAGUCAUCUCCCUCAAAGAAAGGGCGUAGUGCCUUGCUAGCUGUCAAGAUGCCUGGUCCAACAGCUGCGUUCUCAGCUAGCCAGCUCCCCUCUGAAAAGGACGAAACCCAGUACGAUCUCCGUGCAGCCAGGAGUUACCCCACCCUUGAUGAUGAAGGUACUAAACUUAACCAGGACAGGGGAGAAGCAGGCAGGCCAGACCUGCUCCCCUGCACACCUCCUUCCUUUGAAGAAGCUACCACGGCCUCCAUAGCCACAACACUCUCUUCAACAUCUCUCUCUGUUCCUGAGCGAUCCCCCUCGGAGACAUCUGAGCAGCCCAGGUACAGGAGGCGCACACACUCCUCAGGGCAGGAUGGCAGGUCACACGAGGAGGUGCGGGUUGAAGAGGAGCUUCAGCAGAUCAGCGUAGAGCUGGAGCCCAAGUGUGAUGUUGAGAUCGUAGCUCCUGAAGAAGACGACAAAGAAGAGGCGGCUUCUUCAGCCUGUGCCAUUGGAACAUCCACGGCUACAAUAGAGGUGGAGACAGCCAGCCAGGCCUCCGAACCAGCCAGCCAGGCCUCGGAUGAAGAUGAUGUGCCAGUCACAGACAUAUACUUUCCGACAGACGAGAGGAGUUGGGUUUACUCCCCGCUCCACUAUAGCGCUCAGCUCCACUCUGUCUCCGAUGAGGAGAGCGAUACAUAAUCUCUAUGCAGACACAGAAGCCCCAGAGAGCAGCGAUUCCCUCUGCAGGUCGAUGUGUUCCCUUUUCGUUGAUGCAGCCGUUCCAGUGGGAUGGGGAAGAGCUUGCCGACACCAGUAUUGCUGCACUGCAGGAUCCCGGGCACUGCAUUUCAGAACGGAGCAAAACUAUAACCGUCUAUUUCUACUUAUCCCAGAUGUGGGCAGCAAAGAAACCACCCACUCACCCACAGCUCCCAACGGAGACAUCCAGCUGGGUGUAGAGAAUCCUGGGUAGUAACACAGUGUUUUCCAGAUGUGCACUACCGUAGCUACCUAUCCAUGUGUAAUACUGUGAACCUUUUUAAUUUUUUAAUCAUGUAUUUAUUUCUUUUAUCUUUGCACAGAGACAGCACAAAUGUGCUUUUUUAAACAUUUAGUUUACUGCACUUUUUUUUUUUUUUUGGUUGUCAUAUAUUUGUGCAUCAGAAAGGAGUGUGAGACCUCACUGGAGAAUUGGUAGGAGCACGUUGCUGGGGAGGGCAGGGAGCGGAGUGGCUUCCCUUGAGGCAGCAGCGUGGUCUGACCAACUGAUGGAGUCGGGAGGUGUAAGGCUGUCCAGGCUCUGCCACGGUUUUGCCGAGUGACCUAAGGCAAGUCACUUAACCACUCUGUGCCUCGGUUCCCCUGUGCUGAUGGGUGUGCAGUUCCCACUUCCAUUAAAGCACUUAAAGCCUGGGAUGAAAGGUGCUAUGUAAAUGCCAUGUAUUAAAGGCCAUUGAGUAGAAUUGCUCCCAUGUUACAGUAGUCCAAAGUAGCCAUGCCAAUUCACUUGGAUUCAAAAAUCGCUAGUGACUUCUCUAGAUCCGUAACGCUGUGUGGGGGAAGCAAGCGAUUCCUGGCAACGCUGAUGUGGUCACCUCGGCUCUCUGGACGUCGCAAUGGCUUCAGCCUUCACCGUGUGCCACGCUACUGUCACCCCGUCCCUCUGUGCUUGGAAGCCCACGCUUCGUCCUACCGGCCGCUGCACCGCCGUCCGCGCCAGCCGCUGCCCGCUGGCAGGCAUGGACAGAUGAGGACUGGGCGCCUCCAGGGAUCGGUCCCCGCUCUGCCAGCCCCGGUGUAGCUCGCCCGGACACCGCAUCCCACUGGAGCCACUUAGCACCUCGCAUGCUCACGGGUGUAUCCGACCGCCAGUGACUCGGGGGUCGCGGACAUUGGGUUCACACGUAUCCUCCGUACCUCAGGGCAGUCAGGGAGCUGCGUGCACGUCCACGCCUACUGGAGGCAGAAACCAGGCACCUGGCUCCAGCACCCAGUUGCGCCGGGCGGUAUUGUGUGCAUAGACUCUGUUGGACACAAAGCUGGGUGACUCGGAUGUUGCCUGUGGCAACGUCUGCUAUUGGAAAUCGCUGCUUCGGAUGUCUGAGACACGGAUAGUUUGCUCUUGGAGGGCUGCACGCUGUAGCCAAGACAAGAUUUGGUGUCGCUUGGCAGUGCUCGGUUUAGGCUCAUCCUUCUGUCAGCAGGACACCGUAGCAUCUUGAACUCCAGCAAUCCCAUCCUCUCCCAGAGAGAAGAAAUGAAACCCUUUAGACAAGGAGGCGACAGGUCUUGUUUGUGUGCUUUACAUGCCAAGAGAGGGGGUCAAAAUCUCUUUAUUCUCAUCACAAUCUUCAGCUGUCCUUGGGAUUCCUUGUAGAGGAAUGUAGAAGAGGAACCCUCCUUCUGGGGCUCUGUCCCUUUCCAUCUGUCUUCGCAGCAGCACUCAGGACUGGUUGAUUCAGGUCCCAGAAGGUAACCAGGCUGGUGGGAAGCUCUUCCCCUCUGCGACGUGAUGAAGUUGGCGAGGAUCUUCGUGAAUUGACAUUGUUUCUUGCCUAGAAGUAUGGGACCCAAACUUCACCCCAUGCCUGCAGAUGCUGAAGGCUGUACAGUGUGCUGCUCUCGGAGUGCAGGCUGGGGGUCUUGCAAGCUGCUGCCAUUAGAUGUAUUCAUGUAUUUACCAAAUAAUCUAUCAAAAGUCUUUCAAGACAUUCUCCCCUUUCAGUUGCUACUUGACAGCUUGUUCAUCUAGCUCGUAGCAUCGCUCCAUGACAGCCCCUUCAGUAGGCUGGGAAACAGCUCCUAACCCACCCCAUCUCCCUGUGCCAGCCCUGGGGGGGUGCUGCAGGCUGCAUGUUGAGUGCUGCGGGGGGCUCAGUAGUUGGGCAGAGGGGAGCCGGGAGUAGUGCAAUACCUACAGACUAACGUGCCUCUGGGCUGAAAGCGUGAGGCUUCAAAAUGCUAGAAAUUCAGCCUUUGUUCGUUUCCUCCAGAAGCCCGAUGCUGCACUUGGAGAGGCCGGAGGAAGCCAUGUCCCUUCUGCAUCUUCAGAUGUCACUCUCGGGCGUUGCGCUGGGGAACGCGGCUCUGGGAGGGAGCCAGGAGGCUGGGCUCAGCUGAGCCCCAGCUGCACGGGCACUUCCUCGCUCGUGGGGCCACUGGGGUUAGCUGCAGCAGGCCUUUCCCACCAACUGAAAUCAGGCAUCUCGUUUAAGAUGGUUCAGGCAUCACUGUCUAAGAGCUGAAAUCAAGACUUCUUUCCUUCCCUGAGUUUCAGGGGUCUCUAAAGCUGCUUAGCCUCUGUGCAGGAAGCAUCUGAGCCCAACCUUCAUGGAGUAUCUCGGUGAAUGAACUUUGCAGGCUCAAGCUAGCUUGGUCCCAGAAGAUACGGGAAAGCCCAAAUCUCCUUUUGCAGCACGUUCAUUCCAACUGUUGUCAUUCUUCAGGUGUCCAGGCUUUUUGAGACAAUCCUUCUGUGUGCAAUCCUAUAAUGCUGAACCCAUUGGAGCGAGCAGGUCUGUAAAAGAUGAGAGCAAAGGGAUGGGAGCAACUUUGUCAAUGUGAGUGGGGAAAAAGGAGCCUUCUUUUAGGGAGAUGCUGAUCCCAAAUGGAAACUACUCCUUGCCAGGCCCAUGCACACUUCCUGCUGUCAUCUCCUGCCCAGGUGUCUGUGCUGGAGAGCAGCUGAGACUUCACAAGGCUACAGGACCCUGGGGUUCAAGGCUUGCUCGUUACCCACCUCUCUGUGCUAUUCCUGCCCACUGCGUUGCAGUGGGGGAGCACUGGGGCACUGUGGGGCACUUCCCAUGCCUUGUCAAUGGUGCCUUUGCAGGGCACAGCAGAGUCGAGGAAGGGAAGAACUGGGUCUUGCCCUUGGGAAAGAGCAUCAGCCCUUCUUUGGGGAGGAGAGCCCUUGCCACUCCUUGGCCUGAGCUUCUCUCUAGCUGUGUGCCCAGCUCACUUGCAGAGCGGGUCAUGGGUGUUUUUGCUACGGCUUUCUCUAGUGCCCCAGAAGAUUGCUGCCUAGUGCUGUCACCAGCGUACCCCUACAUCUCAAAAAGGAGGCACCGCAUCUCCUGCUGGUCCACGGGUGCAGGGCUCGAGGACUCCAGGGCUGUCUCUGCUGUCAGUCACCGCUGCUUCCUUGGUGCCUGGCUCAGCCGUGUGUGCUGAGGUUGCACGUUGGCUCUGGGCACGGGGCUGGCACCGCUGCGGCAGGGCCUGGGUCACCCUCGGUGCCGGCUGGGCUCCCGAAAUGUGCUGUGGUCCUGCCCAGCACCUUCCGUUCCCCGCUCAGUGUCACCUCCAGCUCUCGCCCAGCCGGACAAAAGCCGCGGCCCCCGCGCCCUGGCUCGUGUCUGCUUUUCUCUCUGUUGAUGUCUACGUUAGACCCGGGUCUCCUCUAUCGGAUGCUCGUGCUCCCGCUCAUUUCCCACGUCUGCUCCGUGCGUGCACCGUGUAAUGAAUGUAUGUAAUUAGGGGGGGCCGAGAUGGGAUGCCGACCGGGGGUGUUGUCAUGGCUCUCUUCUUUAUGUUUUUUUUUUUUGGGGGGGGGGGGUUACGUCAUGAGCGCUUUUUUCUUUUCUUCCUUCUGUUGGUUUUUCGUUUCCUCUUUGGGGGAACCCUUUUCCAGAGAACUGUAAGUUGAUGCUUUGUGUCCUCGGCUCUGUGAUAAAAGCAUUCUGUGUGUGCUGUGCGCA